AUGUCGUCUACUUAUGUCCACUAUUCGACUCCCUCCUCGCUUCCCUCAGACUAUGCCCUCCUUUCUCGUUACGCCGCUGCCCAUCGCGCCCAAGACGUUCAAAACACUGACGACCGCAACGACUCUGAGCACGUAUUCUCCGACCACGACUCCGUACCAGACGCCCACCCCCACGGGUUAGCCAUUCCGAACGCCAGCUCGCCCGUAUCUCGUCGUCGCAGCUUCCCCACCUCCUACAUCACCCCUUUCAAGCCAACAAUGGGGCCCCUCCCAGACUCCUCUGGCUACCGCUCAGGCCCGCCCGACCCCAAUGCGUCCGAAACGACACCACUCUUGACACCCUACGUCCCCCGUAUUGAGGAAGAAGUCGACCGUAUCGACGGGAAUGAUGUUGCACGUCCCGUUAGCAUGCUUAGGGAGGAACUUGCCAUCCUCCUCAAGUACACGCUCCCAGUGUUCGGAACUCAUGUCUUGGAGUACUCCCUUGUGAUCGCAUCCGUCGUGUCACUAGGACACCUGUCCACAAUGGCCCUCGCAGCCUCCACUCUAGGCUCCAUGACGGCGAGUGUCACAGGCUUCAGCAUCAUUCAGGGCUUCACAAGCACCCUGGACACCAUGCUGCCUGGCGCGUGGACGUCGUCCCAACCGCAGCUGGUAGGCCUCUGGUCCCAGAGAAUGGUGUGGGGUCCCGAGCCCUUUCGUCUGGGCUUCAUAGGAGCCCCAAUCGCAACUGCUAUCUCAUUCAACCUCAUCUCGAUUGCGUCGAUUGCAUAUGGUAUCUUCUAUGUACCCAGGACCGCGUGGCAUCCGCUUUCGCGUCGUUGCUUCACGAGCCUUGGUGUAUUGGUUCACCUUGGUCUCGCCGGAGUUGGCCAGACUGCAUCGGAAUGGUGGUCCUGGGAGCUAGUGGGCCCUUGCUUAUGGUUCCACCACAGGCUCGGCCCCAUCGCGCUCGCGACACAAUCUGUCUUGCUCGUCUCAGCUUCGACCACCUACCAGGCGCCCUUCGCGCUGAGCGUGGCUACAUCCGUGAGGUACCUAUCCCUCGGUUUGCAUCUCUCAAUCGGCAACCUGCUCGGCGAAGAAAAGGCGAAACGCGCCGGCGUCGCCGCAAAGGCCUCGAUUUUCAUGUCCCUCGGCAUCAGCUUGGUGUGGAGCGCGAUGUUCCUGAUCUUCCGGCGGUCUUGGGCGUAUCUGUUCAACGACGAUCCCGAGGUCGUCACGCUCGUGGCAUCUAUCCUGCCCGUCGUCGCGCUCUUCCAGGUCUUCGACGGCCUCGGCGCGGUCACGGGGGGCAUCCUCCGCGCCGCCGGCAAGCAGUUUACCGGCGCGCUUCUGAACCUGAGCGCAUAUUACGUGAUCGGCAUCCCCUUCGGUCUCUGGCUCACGUUCUGGCAAGGCAUGCAGCUGCACGGGCUGUGGCUCGGCCUGACCGUCUCGUUGGUCUACUGCGCCGCCGCGGGCGUAUGGAUCUGCCUGCGGACGGACUGGUACAGGGAGGUGGAGAAGGUCAAAAAGCGCGUGGCGGACGACCAGAAGAACGGCCUUGCCGACGUCGAAGCGCAUCAUUGA
Molecule: messenger RNA, 1572 nt
Organism: Postia placenta MAD-698-R-SB12
Lineage: Eukaryota; Fungi; Basidiomycota; Agaricomycetes; Polyporales; Adustoporiaceae
Exons: 11
Coding region: 1-1572 (523 amino acids)
Biological process (GO): xenobiotic detoxification by transmembrane export across the plasma membrane
Cellular component (GO): membrane
Molecular function (GO): xenobiotic transmembrane transporter activity; antiporter activity
Source: RefSeq, a predicted model, not a curated record